GGUUUGGGGUUUAGGGGUAAGGGUUUGGGGUUAAGGGUCAUCUGCGUGGUUGGAAGCGUGAGGGAGGAAUGCUACCCUUCGCAUGGUUGAGGGUUGAGGGUCGAGGAGUAAGGGCUUAGGGCCUUAAGGCGUAAGGGCUAACGGUGUAGGGGGCAGUUAAGGGUUUGGGCUAAAGGGUAGGCGAGUUCACGGGUAAGGGUCAGGGUUGUAGGGACGUAAGGGUUCGAGGUGAAGCGUGCAGGGAACAGGGGUUAAGCGUCACCUUCACGGGUAGGGGUCAAGUGGGAGGACGAAACGAGAGAUGCGAAGCUCCGUCAAAGGCAAUUACUACGAAGAGAGAGAUCUGCAUAUCAUGGCCACGACUGCUUGUACUUGAUAAGCACUAAAACCACCAAUAUCUGAGCAAAGUGCGCUGGCGAUUAAACCACCAGUACUUGGCCCAUAUGUCGGCCGCGGGGCGUUGUCGUUAACGCCCCGCAAGUUUCGGAGGCUGAUGCUGCCAGCCAAGACAAUUUUUUUUUGUUUCGCUGGCGAGUUCGAGCGAAACGGCGCGCAGGGCUUAUCCGGGCUCGGCAUUGAUAGCUGGGCCAAGUACUGGUGGUUUAAGAAGGGGGCUGUGCGAUGGACCUACGAACCUGCAUGUUGUGCCUGGUCAAAUUCAUUCAGAAUUGAAAAACUGUCAGCGGUGCGCAGAAGCAGUGCCGGAUACUUGCGGUUUAAGAGCAGUUAGGUCUCUUAAGGUCUUAGCUUCAAAGCUUCAAAGCUUCAAAGCUUUGGCCUUUUCGCCACCACCUUAUUCAUCGGCAACCGGAUAAGGUUUUGCAACUACUCGCAGCCUUAUGCGGAGGCAGCUGUGGGUACCGUCUUCCCCCGAACAAACCACACCCUGAUAAUGAAAAUGUAUACAAGCUAAAUUUCCGGUCAGGUACAAGCCAAAAUGAGCGACGUGCGUUGUGUUCGGGGGAAGACGGCAGUUAAGGAGUGUCGUACGGAAGGAGGUGUCACAACUAGUGGGCAUUUGGAAAGCAGUGACAGCUUUGUGCUAAGCUUGUCGACGUUCCACAGGAAGAAGCAGAAGACUUAAUAGUUCAGACGGCUGGAAGACAGCGUCACCAGUUUUAGAAGAGAGGGAGGAGAAAAAGAGGAAGGAGAAAAAGAGGGAGGAGGAGAAAAAGAGGGAGGAGUGUCGUGGUACAUCGACCUGUGUAUUAAUUGAUGAAGUUAUAAUCUGUAAAUACUUCAGAACAUUCGGAGUCGAGGAUCGAUGAGAGUGCAAAGAGUUUUCUGUCCCUUUUCAUUCUGUUUUCAUCACCAAGUGCAGGCACAGAGUAAGCAAGCGCACACGCACAUGAGAGAGAGAGAGAGAGAGAGAGAGAGAGAGAGAGAGAGAGAGAGAGAGAGAGAGAGAGAGAGAGAGAGAGAGAGAGAGAGAGAGCGGAGAGAGAGAGAGAGAGAGAGAGAGAGAGAGAGAGCAUGCAGUGCGUGAUGAUGGGGGAUGACUGGGAAGUGGAGUAGAGAGGGGAAAGUAGUGUCUGAUGUGACUCGAUUCAUAGCACCAAGUGAAGUAUUCUGAGGACUGGCACCAUCAGUAGUAGCAGUAGCAGAGUAGCAAAGUAGCAUAUCUUUUUUCCUUGAUCUUAUCUUUUCCCGGUGUUCACGUUUCUUUUUCUUUUCUUCUUUUGCCCUUGUGUCGUCCACGAAUUUGCAGUGAGAUUUGUACUAUGGAUCAUCAAUUUCACAGUGAAUCUGAGAACAAGCCUUCGGCUCUCCGAUGCGAGGACAAAGAGGUUGGAAGAGCUCCUUCUCGCCAGUGUGCAUAAAUUUUGGGAAAAAUGAUAAUCAGUAAGUACUGCAUUUGCAAUUUUGCAUCCUUCCACAAGACGCAGUGGCUUACUUAUAUUCUUGCUAUACCUAUCCAGGCAACCUAAGCUCUUUUCGUCGCCACGACGACAGGUUGGAUAGAGUCCUUCCUUUGCUGAGUCGAUGGAGUGCUGGUCGAUGGGGAGGAAUGUGGGAGAGGCCUGGCACCUUGAUUCUGGGUGAGGGAGAGGCCCUGGGGCUUUGGACACUGGGCUGCGUCUUUUUGACCAGGUGCCUUUCAUACUGAAGUACGGGAAAACAGCGCCGUACUGUCGCGAUUUCGAUUGCAAAAGUGCAAUUCACACUGGAGUUUUUGAAAACAAACAGGCCAAUCAUUGGAGUCCGAAGAAAUUUUAUCCUUGGAUAAAGUCUGCGCCUCUUUCCAUGCCACUGAAUCUUGGCAGCAGACCUUUUUCUAGUUCUAUUUUUGGCACUUUGCAGGUUCAGUGGACCUAGCUUCCAAGCAGGGCAAGUGCAGGGCAAAUGCCGGUAAUCUGGACAUCAUCUGCAGCAGUGCCUCUGCAGGCAUCUGGAGGCAAUCUGUAGGUAGUCUGCACGCCAUCGAGAGAUAAUAGGCAGCACAUGCAGGGAAUCUGCAGGGAAUCUGCAGGAUGUCUGCAGGACAUGUGAAGGCAUCUGGAGGUAGCCUGCAGAUCAUCGGGAGAUAAUCGGCAGCAUGCGCAGCAUAUCUGCAUUGAAUGUGCAUUGCAUGUGCAGUGAAUCUGCAGUGAAUCUUCAGUGAAUCUGCCGGACACGUGCAGGUAUCUGGAGGCUUCUGGAGAGUGUGCAGGCACCUAUAGGCUUCUGGAGAUUGUCUGCAGAAGUCUACGCUUAUCUGCAGUUGCGUAUAGAGAUCAUCUGGGCCGUGUGUGUGAUUGCUUGGUUCUGACUCCUGAGGCAUCUACAGGUAAUCUGCGGGCAUCUAAAGAUAACCUGCAGGCAUGGAAACAUUCCUAAGGCGAGCGGCGUGACUGACACCUACCGUAGUUUUUAAAAUGAUCAGUAUGGUUCUCCUGUUAACACAGAAAAUGCUAUGUAAAACACAGGCCGCAUUCGAAGAACGAGAAAAAAAAAAAAUGUUAGAGUUGUAUGAACUGCAGGCAACCUCCUGCAGGCUUCUAAAGAUAAUCUGCAGAUGCAUCUAAACGAGAUAAUGUGCAGAUGCAUCCAAAGCUACUGUAUGUGCAGAUGCAUCUGACGCUAAUCUGCAGACUAUCUGCACCGAUCUGCAGAUGCAUCUAAAGAGAAUCUGUGGGCAUCUGGGUCUAGGGUUCAGCAGGUGGGGGGGAGCAUCUGCCUGCUGGGCGACUGCAGGCAGUUGUGGACAUUCGCAGACUACCUGCGAGGGCCUCUGCAGGGCCCCUGCAGGCCUCUGCAGGGUAGCUGUAGACAUUUGCAGGCGCAAUAUUGCAGGGCAUUGCAGGCGCAAAAUUUGUAUCUUGGAGAUCUUGCGAAUACACUAGAAGUCCAAGAUCAACUCGCUAGAAUCGAAUCUGCUAUGACCUGCCGCGAAAGAGUUGGAUCGCUUAGUUCGAUUUCGAUCUACAGGCGCGGAAGAUGGCUGGUUGUCCGGACAACCCAAGUCUGAAAUAUGCAGAAGGUAGGAGAACGUAGGUUGGUGAAGAUGGAGGUGGCAAAGGUCCAGGCUUGUCGACCUUGCCUGUACGACGAUGUGUUCCUAGGAGGAAGUAGGUUGGUCCAUUACCCUCGAUUUGGGGAGGAAGGGCGAGGGAGUACGGAGCACAGAGGAGGAGGCGAGCGGAAAGAGGGAAAAAGGGAUCUGGGAGUGCAGUGGGGGUGUGGAUGGGCAUCUGCGGUUCCUAGGAGGAAGUAGGUUGGUCCGUUACCCCUCCAUUUGGGGAGGAAGGGCGAGGGAGUACGGAGCACAGAGCAGGCGGGGAGCGGAAAGGGGGUGGAUGGCGGGUGGGUAGGGGUGGGUAGGUGUAGGUAGGGGUGUGCGUGAGGGUGUGGGCGCGGGUGGGGAUCGAGGUGGUUAAGAACACAGGCUUGUCGACCUUUCCUGUAGUUAUGAGCGAGAGACGAUGUGGCCCGUAAUAUUUGUUAGUGUUGGCUCUACAGAGCAGUUGUUGGAGUUUACUGUGCAGUCAAUUGGAAUUUACUGUGGAAGCGAUUGCAAUUUACUGUUGGAAUGAUUGGAUCAUUGGAAUCAAGUAAAUUGUGCGACCGAUC
Molecule: messenger RNA, 4050 nt
Organism: Chara braunii
Lineage: Eukaryota; Viridiplantae; Streptophyta; Charophyceae; Charales; Characeae
Source: the annotation of a GenBank genome assembly